AUGAAGGUUUUAACAUCAUCAGUGAAUCAAAGUCAGUGUGAUAAAUACAAACGACAAUGGAAUAUGAUCUUAGAAAGAAAUAGACAAUUACAAGAGAAAUUAUUAAGUCGUGAAAAUUAUUUGAAAUUGUGUCAGGACUGGUUAGAUCUCUUGUUACAGUUAAAUGAUCAACUACACAAAUUUGAGAGUAAAAUGCUUCAGUUGAAAUAUUUAACUGAGAUGAAUCAAACUAAUCCUGUUGAUACAUGCUUAGAUCAGUUUCAAAUUGAUAUGAAUCAGUUAGUGAUAUGGAUAGAAUCAGUGAAAGACUUGUUAAAUACUAUAAAGGAUGCAGAGAAUAGACAUUUUGAUGAUAACACUGCUCCAAUAAGUCAUCUACAAAUAAAUAUAUCAAAUAGUUUAAAUUAUAUCAUGUUGUAUCAUUCAAACCUUGAGAGGAAUUUAUUCGAGACAAGUCAAUGGAAUGCAGCAGUCAAAAAUGUAUAUCGUUUACUAAAUGAGAUGAAUGAAGAACAGUUGUGGAUUAAAGGCCUGGAUGACAACCAGUUAUGGUUGCGCAAUAUUGAAAUGAAUGUAGCUACACACCAAAUACCUCAAUCUGUCGAAGAAGCAAAAAUCGAACUUGAUCUACACAAAGAAUUAGGUGAACAGAUUUUGGCACGUAAAGAGGAAUUUGCCGAUUUAAUCAGUUAUGGACGAUGUAUCACAGCAGGGGAAACAGAUACACACUAUGUACAAUUAGAUCAACGUCUAGACAGAUUAGAAAACGGAUGGUCUGAGUUAAUGCAGAUGUGGACAUAUCAACAAAAGCUCCUCAAACAGGAUGUUCAAAUUCAGACGUUCUUUCGUGAUGCUCAUUCAUUUGAAAAUAUGCUAUCAACGCAACAAAACAGACUGAUGAGCUAUCAACUGCUAAUAUAA
Molecule: messenger RNA, 921 nt
Organism: Heterobilharzia americana
Lineage: Eukaryota; Metazoa; Platyhelminthes; Trematoda; Strigeidida; Schistosomatidae
Source: the annotation of a GenBank genome assembly